Messenger RNA from Schistosoma bovis, 945 nucleotides. Lineage: Eukaryota; Metazoa; Platyhelminthes; Trematoda; Strigeidida; Schistosomatidae. The record is from the annotation of a GenBank genome assembly.
AUGAUAAAAAUUUUGUUAUUUCAGGCAUUAUUACAAACGUAUGAUGUAAUAGCUCAAGAAGUUUAUGGCCCUGAAGCUAUUCGUGUCACUCCACCACCAUUGUCAUCAUUUUUAAAUGGUGAUGAAGAUGAUCAUAUGGAAUCAGAUACAGAUCAACCACAAGUAACACGUGUACGUUUGGUACAAUUUCAAAAGAAUACAGAUGAACCAAUGGCUCGUUUAUGGGGUUCGGAUUGUCAAGCACCAGCGGGUUUAAUUCCUAGUCCAGAAUUACAAGAAUGGCGUAUGGCAAAUAAGGCAGCUGAAUUAUCACGUGAAAUGGGUAUUACACAUUGUGGUGCAUGGUUUAAACGUCGUAAACGUCAUUUUAAAGAUAAAUACAAAAAUAAACAUUCAGCUAUUUAUGAUCAAUUAGAUUUAGUUACUUAUGAAGAAGUUGUCAGAUUACCACAAUUUCGUCGUAGAACAUUAGUAUUACUUGGUGCACAUGGUGUUGGACGACGUCAUAUUAAAAAUUGUUUAAUUCAAUCAUCACCGGAUAAAUUUGCAUAUCCUAUUCCUCAUUUAAGUGAUGAUGAAAAAACUCGUACACCACGUAAAGAUGAAGUGAAUGGAAAAAAUUAUUACUUUAUUUCACAUGAUGAAAUGAUACGUGAUAUUGCUAAUAAUGAAUACUUAGAAUAUGGUUCACAUGAAGGAGCAAUGUAUGGUACAAAAUUGGAUACAAUAAGACAAAUACAUGUAACUAGUUUAAUUGCUAUAUUGGAUGUUGAACCACAAGCAUUGAAAAUAUUACGUACUGCUGAAUUUGCUCCAUGUAUUGUAUUCAUUGCAGCUCCAACUCUCACUAAUAUCACUAAUGGACAGAAUAAUAACAAUAAUAAUAACAAUAAUGGUAAUGAUAAUGUAAGUUGCGUAACAUCAUUUUUACAAACGGAUUUAUAA